This is a messenger RNA of Colossoma macropomum (tambaqui), 2285 nucleotides long. RefSeq names its product general transcription factor IIH, polypeptide 4 (gene gtf2h4). Gene Ontology annotation, cellular component: transcription factor TFIIH core complex; transcription factor TFIIH holo complex. The coding region runs from base 139 to 1539 and encodes 466 amino acids. NCBI's taxonomy places the organism in Eukaryota, Metazoa, Chordata, Actinopteri, Characiformes, Serrasalmidae. The transcript is spliced from 14 exons. The record is from RefSeq and is a predicted model, not a curated record. Gene Ontology annotation, biological process: nucleotide-excision repair. Gene Ontology annotation, molecular function: ATPase activator activity; double-stranded DNA binding.
GUGCGUCACGUGAUCGGUCCAACAUGGCUUUCUGUACAGCAGCACAAUAGCAGCAUGAGGAUAUUCGUCUGUGGACCGUUUGAUUCACCUUUUAGCUUCUUUAUUUAAGUGCUGCCCCUGAACUGUUUGCAUCUGAAGAUGAAGCUCCGAGUACAACUGCAGUGCAAGAACCUCCAUGAAUACCUGAGAGAACUGAGCCCUGAGAUCCUCGACAGACUCUACAACCACCCAGCAACAUGCCUGGCUGUUUACAGGGAGCUCCCAUCACUGGCCAAGAAUUAUGUUAUGCGCAUGCUGUUCCUGGAUCACGCUCUGCCGCAGGCAGCCGUGGCUUUAUGGGUCAAAAAGGACAGCCAGAAGGAUCAUGACCAGUGUGUGUCUGUGCUGACCGGACUCAGACUGUGGCAUAACCAGCAGCUUCAGGGGGGCCUGCAGGGCAUCGUUCUGAACCCUGUGUUCAAAGACAACCUGAGGAUAGCACUGCUCGGCGGUGGCAAGGCGUGGGCAGAUGAGGGCAGUAGCCUUGGCCCUGAUCGGCAUGCGCGGGAUGUGGAGAGCCUGGAUCGUUAUGCUAUGGAGCGCUGGGAAGUGAUCCUGCACUUCAUGGUGGGCUCCCCCAGCGCAGCGGUCAGCCAGGACCUGGCCCAGCUCCUCAUUCAGGCUGGCCUCAUGAAAAGUGAGGCAGGUGAAGCUCCGUGUAUCACUUCAGCCGGGUUUCAGUUCCUCCUGCUGGACACGGCCUCUCAGCUGUGGUACAUCACUCUGCAGUACCUCAAAACAGUGCAGUCUAGAGGGAUGGACCUCGUGGAGAUUCUUUCCUUCCUGUUCCAGCUGAGUUUCUCCACUCUUGGCAGGGACUAUUCUGUCGAGGGCAUGAGCGAGUCUUUGCAGACGUUUCUCCAGCACCUGCGGGAGUUUGGCCUGGUUUUUCAGAGAAAGAGGAAGUCGCGGAGGUAUUACCCUACAAGACUGGCUAUAACUUUAGCUGCAGGUGUGACUGCCAACCCUUCAUCAUCAUCCUCCUCCACUGCUAUGAGCGCUACACCUGGAACAGGAGAAUCUGGCUUUAUUGUGGUGGAAACCAACUAUCGUGUAUAUGCUUACACAAGCUCAGAACUGCAGAUUGCUCUGGUUGCUCUCUUCAGCGAGAUGCUCUAUCGCUUUCCUAACGUGGUUGUGGCCCAAAUCACCAGGGAGUCUGUGCAGCAGGCUAUCGCUAAUGGCAUCACUGCACAGCAGAUCAUCCACUUUCUGAGGACAAGAGCACAUCCAGUGAUGCUCAAACAGACUCCGGUUCUUCCCCCGACUAUCACGGACCAGAUCAGACUGUGGGAGCUUGAAAGAGAUCGGCUACAGUUUACAGAAGGAGUAUUGUACAACCAGUUCCUGUCGCAGGCUGAUUUUGAGGUUCUGCGGGACAGAGCUCAGGGUUUGGGCGUGCUGGUGUGGCAGAAUGCACCUCACAGGGUUAUGGUGGUCACACCCCAUGGACACAGCGAGGUUAAGAGGUUCUGGAAGAGACAGAAGAGUCACACAUAGGACACAAAGGCCCUGUGCAUACCUGUUAUUAGUGUCUGUCUCAAGUGAUCUGAUCACAAGUGGACAGUGAGAAGUAUAUCCAUUCACACCUGGCGUUUCUACAUGUCUCGAAUGAGUCUCCGGUGACCACUUGUGAUCUGAUUUCGUAACUGGAGGAAAGGUACCGCGGACAUUUUCCUACAGUCUCUCGCUAAGUUUGCUAUCAAACUAAAACAUGUUGUCAGUCCCUUGUUCAUGUAUGAGUUGUUGCCAACAUUUAGUUUGCUUGGAUUGCUAAUGCAACUGGAGUGGUGAUGAAUAAAGAAGCUACGCGGUUGCUGAUGAUUGGUUGGUCCCUUGUUGCUGAUUGGGACACACCAGGAUGCCUUAGCGUCUUCAUUACAAAUGCUAUGCGUUUGUAUGCGUUCCCACUUCCAAAGGUGGUUUGAGUGAUCAGAUCACAGUGCUUCAUACUAGCACUUGCCUUGUCCACUUCCGAUAAGAUCACCCAAGGAUAUGUUAAUGCCAGGUGUAAAGGGGGCCGAAGACUCUGGACAACAAAACUGAUGCCGCAGUAGACUAAAGACAUAAUUGCCCAGAUGCACAUCUUUAUGGAAGCCAUAAAAAAGCUGUCUACAUGCAUUUGAGUCAUUUUCAUUUUCUCCAGGAGAGUAUAAAUGGACUAUUUGCUUAAAUUGCACCGCUGUUAUAAAAUGUGUGCUUUUGAAAAGUGGGAUCAAGGGGGAAAUAAACUAAUGUUGAACCAC